Molecule: messenger RNA, 3197 nt
Organism: Esox lucius (northern pike)
Lineage: Eukaryota; Metazoa; Chordata; Actinopteri; Esociformes; Esocidae
Product: neuropeptides capa receptor
Exons: 5
Coding region: 517-1683 (388 amino acids)
Biological process (GO): chemical synaptic transmission; G protein-coupled receptor signaling pathway, coupled to cyclic nucleotide second messenger
Cellular component (GO): dendrite; membrane
Molecular function (GO): neurotransmitter receptor activity; G protein-coupled serotonin receptor activity
Source: RefSeq, a predicted model, not a curated record
CUGCAACAUAAUUGUGAAAUGUCUGGGGGUCGCAGAGGACUGGUUUUGAAGACCUAGGAAUGAAUAGGUUUUAAGUUUCAGUGUUUUAAAAUGAAAUAUCAAAUAGAACAACAUUUACAUUUAUAAUUUCUACUUCAGCAAAAUUUGAGAAUUGGUCAAAACUUUUACCAGGCACUGUAUAAUGUUUAAAAACAGAGUGUUGUUUUAACAUCCCUGUUUACCGGAUUUACUAGUUUAACAAGAUGGCCAACACGGAGAAAGAGGCAGUGCUCGUACCAGUCUGUCCCUGUCAGCCUGGCAGUGCAGGUUCCCAACGCAGAGCUGAGAGGGUCUGAACGACCACAGAAGGAGGAGACACAUUGAACAGAUAAGUGUGCUUUUGUGGUGAAAAGAGAGAGAUGGUGAAGACAACAUUGACGUAUUAACCUCCGUUCAGAAAUGAAGACAGUUUAUUCCAGCACACGUUAAUCCAUGCAGUCCUUUGCUUCAUUUAUUUUUUAAUACCUGUGUGUCAACAUGGAGGACUUAGAACUCAUGGAACCUUCCAACCAGAGUUGUUCCUGGCCUGAAGUGGAUUAUGGUCAGGUCCUCAACGUCUUCUUUAUGUUGUUUCUGUCCGUGGCAAUAACAUUGGGUAACGCGGUCAGCCUGACUAUCUUCCUGGGCUCCAGGCAUUUCCGAACCCCCCAGGGGUACCUCAAGGCAUCUCUGGCCACGGCUGAUUUAUCAGUUGGGGUGCUGGUCAUCCCUUACUCCAUCUACACUGAGACGGAGACUCUGCUGGCUGGGAGAGAAGGAUCCCAGACAAAGGGUCUCGGUCCCUGUUUCCUGAUAGGGCCUAUAUUUUCUGGAUGUACAUUAGUUUCAGUGUCCACCAUCUUCCUGCUGUCAGUUGAGAGGGGUAUAACUGUGCUGAAACCCCUCCAUAAGAACCUGAUGGUGACCAGAGAGAGGACCCUGGGUCUGAUCACUCUGUCCUGGUUGUUCUGCUUCCUCCUGGCUGUCUCCCCUCUAAUCCUCAGUGACAGUGUCACGCUGGAGUACAACCUCUGCAGCAAGAUGUGCAACUAUGCCCUCUCUCCACAGUGGCAGUGCUAUCAGGAACAGGAGAGCACGAGCAGGACAGGGUGGAGCGUGAUGCUUCUGUUUCCCGCCUUUGACAUCUCUCUCCUGGGUGCCACGAUAGUUGUCAACCUGGUCACCCUCGCCGCCAUCCGCCGCUUCUGCCGUGUUAGGAGGCGUGCUCUCACCAAAGCUCAUCCCACACACUCGGGCCCAACAUUCUCCCACCUGCGAGCGGCCAAGACUAUCCUCAUCCUCACGGCGUUCCUCUUAGCCUCGGUAGCCCCCACGGCAGUUCUGGUGGUGGCGAGCGUUCUCGGUCUAAACUGGUGCCGGUUCUCCCUCUAUGCCUUCUGGGCGCUAGCCUGCAGCAGCGGGUGGAACGUUCUGAUCUACAGUGCACAGGACCGACGGUUCCGACAGAGGGUGAGGGAGCUGUUCCUGGGUAGAAGAGGCACCAGGAGAAGGACACAUCAGGGUGCCGAACCUGGUGUUGCCCCGGCCGUGGCCGUAAUCAGGAAUGCCUUGACCCCUGACAUCACCCUGACCUCGGUGCUCACCCCAGAGAUCACCAUCAGACAUGACGUCACCAUUAAAAAGAAGACGGGGCACCCUGGCUGAACUGCCGACACAACGCAAUAAUAGUCUUAAAACAGUUAAAACCCCACAAUGAUUCAGACGGUGACAUUUGUUUUUGGACCUGUAGUCUAGCACUUUGGAUUGGAGAUGGAUAUUCUUUGCACGCAAUGAUUGUCUGAAGUCUGCGGGUCACAGACAUCUCCAGAUGCUGGGUGUCUUCCCUAGUGAUGCUCUGCCAGGCCUAUUCUGCAGCUAUCUUCAGGUUUUAUGGGCCUUCCUUGGUCUACAAGGUCCCAUUGCUGCACCAAACAAACUCUUCUUUCAUCAUUUAAAUGUAGCGAAUGGUUUAUUUCGGUCCCUGACCAACAUAUUCAGUUGGAUCUGUCUAGAAUCAGUACUAGACUUUAUUGUUUAUACAUUAACAUUCCAAGCUAUGAAGCCAACUUUGGCCCCCUAAUAAUGUGCUGAAUUGUUUAAAUGUUAAAUCCGAUUUGGAUGAAAAUAUCCUCAAAUUAAAGUUGUCAGUCUGCACAUUAACACAAUAGUCGUUGUAUCAAAUUCAAAGUACUGGAAUACAGUGUAAUGAAAAGAAGUUUUAGAAGAAUACGUUUGGUUUUCUGGAAACUCACGGUUUCAGUUAACAUAGUUUUAUUAUGAGUAGAUUAUGUGAUUCAUAUUGGAUAUUAUAAAUCUAUCUGGACGAUUUCACAAAAUAUUGUAAACAUGAUUAACUGCUAUUGUCUUGGGAAUUAAUGUUCAAAAUGUUGUACUUGUUAGAGCGGAUUCAUGGUUCAAUAGACCUACUUCUUGACUAUGUAGGCAAUGACACAUCUAAUCCAUUCAUUAUUUUAUAUAAAGAAGAAAGUUGUCCAGGGUUUCUCUCUCCUCUGGCUAUCAAAAUCAAAAUGUGAUGCUAGCUGAUCCUAUGUAAAUAUAUUGUAUUUCAGAUAAAUAGCAACCAAUUAAUUGUGAGUACACAUACAUAACAUCAGCCUUGCCUUAAUCGCCUCUCUCUUUUUUGUUUAUGUUUACUACACCAUGAAUUCCUACAACUUUUCUGAAAGGUCAUCCAUCUGAAAAGUCACACCUUGCAAACCAAUCAUUGGUUAAACAGACAAAACAAGUGUGACAAUUGAUUUUAGACUACUAAAACCAAGAGAUCAGUGCCCUCAUGUCACCACCAAUCAGGGUGAGAUCACUUUUCAUUACAGAGAUACAGGUUUCUUUUGUAAAGCCUUUGGGUUGGGAUUAAUUCAUGCCCACUGUAACAAUGUUUUAGGCAAUAUUUUCACCCUCUCUGAUAGUUGUAGGUUUUCUUUUAUUCACACAAGAACAGUCUGUUAGAUAAUUGGGACAUUAGAAAAAGAGCUACUGUGUAAAAACUGCAAUGUUGGUUUGAUGGAAUUUAUCACUUUAUUUUGACAAGACAAAAAAAAUAAACAGGAAAAAUAUAAACUUCAUCAAUAAACCCUGUGAUUAUCGUUGGCAAAAUGGGGAGCAAACCAACUUAACCACCAGUUUAGGCCUUAUUACGAAACAUUAAUUACUGUGAAAAU